Oncorhynchus masou masou (cherry salmon) is the source of this 886-nucleotide messenger RNA. Its product is annotated as adapter SH3BGRL-like. The transcript has 4 exons. The record is from RefSeq and is a predicted model, not a curated record. Gene Ontology annotation, cellular component: cytoplasm. Lineage: Eukaryota; Metazoa; Chordata; Actinopteri; Salmoniformes; Salmonidae. The coding region runs from base 88 to 618 and encodes 176 amino acids.
AGAGAGCGAGAGAGAGAACGAGAUCAUUUGGAGACGUUGGUGCAGUGUGCACCGUUCACUUGGUUUUGGGGAGUGAAUCAAACAGCCAUGGUGAUAAAAGUCUUUAUAGCAUCAUCCUCUGGAUCGACAGCGAUUAAGAAGCAGCAGCAAGACAUCAUGGGUUUCCUUACUGUCAACAAGAUUGACUUUGAGGAGUGUGACAUCGUCACUAAUGAAGACAACAGGAAGUGGAUGAGGGAGAACGUACCUGAAGACUUCAGACCAACGACGGGUGUCCCCCUGCCUCCACAGAUAUUUAAUGAAGAACAAUACUGUGGGAACUAUGAGGCCUUCUUUGAUGCCCGUGAGGAGCAUGCAGUGUAUGCCUUUUUGGGCCUAACAGCCCCUCUAGGCUCCAAGGUAAAGACAAUGGUCUUAUGGACAUACUCAGUCUGUCAAAACCACAGGAAGCAGAGGCCUUGGCCAGACAGGAGCAACAGUAGCCAUAUGGUUUUGGUUAGCGGACCACAGUGCCCUCUCCUGGCGUCUUCCAGUCAGCUCUACAGCAGCCUGCCAGUGCUCGUCUGGAACACGUCUUCUCAGACCAACCAUAGAACUUUAUUUUGUUGUAAAAUGUAACCAGUCUGGUAUCAAAUUGACCAACGGAGCAUGGCCAAAUGUUGUGUUGUAUGACAAUGUAUUUAAUGUGAUAAUCUUGUUAUGUUUCAAUAGUUCAAGCCAAUGCUGGGCAGUAUCCAGUGUUCAAUAUGAUUUUGAAAUCAAGGCAGAAUGAGUUCCCAAAUACUAGGCAUUUAGUAGAUCAUAUAGACAUGCUUUACACAUUUGAGAAUAUUUAAUUAAAUGAGAUAUUUUUCAACUUUGAUAAUAAAAUAGUGUUACUUCACUA